Bactrocera dorsalis (oriental fruit fly) is the source of this 5033-nucleotide messenger RNA. RefSeq names its product PDF receptor (gene Pdfr). Gene Ontology annotation, cellular component: plasma membrane. The record is from RefSeq and is a predicted model, not a curated record. The transcript has 10 exons. Gene Ontology annotation, biological process: cell surface receptor signaling pathway; adenylate cyclase-modulating G protein-coupled receptor signaling pathway. The coding region runs from base 814 to 3132 and encodes 772 amino acids. Gene Ontology annotation, molecular function: G protein-coupled peptide receptor activity. NCBI's taxonomy places the organism in Eukaryota, Metazoa, Arthropoda, Insecta, Diptera, Tephritidae.
UUUCAGUCUCACAACGGCUUUCAGCAGCGACGCGCGUACAACGGCGAACCGUUGCAAACGACACAGCAUUCGUUUGGGUAAACAAGUGAGAAAAUAGUAAUAAUAAAUGCUUUAGAUACGAAAAAAUAAAGACGUUUCAGCAACAGCCACAUGCGAGAGACGCAAGCGUGUAGAAAGCAGCAGUAAAAGUGCGGGAGAACGGCGCUUAAGAUUCGUUAAGAAAAGCUGUGUAGGAAAAGCGUACUUUUUCAAGCGCGUAUUCCAGAAACUAUCAAAUCACUAGACACACAUACAGCGAAAGCAUAAACAAAGCGCUGUGUGUAUUGGUGAGCAGCAUUAGCAUUGCUUUAAGCGCAGAUUAAAUUAGCUAAUUUCGCGUAAAUUACAUUGAAAUAAAAGCAGGCAAUUCUAAGAUAAGCUGGCAGCGCGCAGUUGAUCUACUUCAGUUGCACCGAUUGAGACUGACUUGAAAAGCAGAGAAGCCUGGCGUGCAGCGGCGCGACGCAGUAAUUGCUCUGGGAGCUUUUCCAACCAGCAGCGAAGGGAAUAUGACAAACAAGGCAGACAGAUAAAGAAAUUGAUAAAUAUUGCAACACAAAUAACAACAAAUACAAAAAGCAACCACACACGUGCGCCACUGCUCACACACAUACCUACAUGCAACGUUUAACCCACCAACGAGCACAAAGCGAAAAAGCGAGCAUUUAAAGAAUUGAGUGACAGUCGCAUAUGAACCAGUGGCACUGAGCGCUGACAAUGACAAUAUCCGAAGCAGCGGAAACGGAUAUCAAUGCACUGUAAACCAGCGCGUGAAUGCCAAAACUGACAACAGUGACGAGCGGCAAUUUACAAUCCUUGCGCCCGCACAACUCGCCCCACUUAACCCUUCACAGCGCGACAGCGGAGAUGGCCGGCAGCGCGCGCGCGUCAAAUUUCGAUGGUCAGAGUGCAAGCAAUAAAUUAUUGCGCGCUUUAAUCGACGACAACAACAACCACAUCGAAGCUGACGAUAACCAUAACACAAGCAUAUCGAACAAUUUGAGCGCAACCAUCACUUCGGUCGGUUCAAAUGCGACGCGCGUUUUGUACACAUACUUUCAAAAUAUCACCGACCCGCAAGGCUAUGCGGCCGUGGCCAACACGACGACGACAACAACAGCGGCAGUUGUCAGUGGGAGCGUCAUCGAUAGCGCCACAACAGAAAGGCUCCACAGUUUCGACAGCAAUGCCACUGAACCACAAAUUGGCAGCAACGAUCUGUCGGCGACAGCGCGAAGUGUGGGCGCCACAGUGCUCAGCACGGCCAAAACAUUGCUGCAAGCACCAAUCAGCGCGUCCGCGAAUGCUACGCGUGCAGCAACGGCUUUGGCGAAUGCAACCGCGUCUAUUUCAGCCUCCGCCGCAACCUCUGCCACCGAACUGCUGAACUCGACGCUGUCGCGUACGCUGACGACGAGCGGGAGUGGCGCUAGUGCGGCGCCCAGCAGCAUUGUUUUGACCACCUCGCCCAACGUCACUUACCUGCCACAUCAGGUCGCCAUACGCAGCUUCGAGGACUGCGCAGCGCUCUUCGCCAAUUACACGCAGCCGCAGAAUGGUGUUUUCUGCAACUGGACCUGGGACCUGUUUCUCUGCUGGCCACCGACGCCGGCUGGCGUGUUGGCGCGCAUGCAUUGUCCGCCCGUCGGACACGGCAUUGACACAACAAAGUUCGCGAACCGCAAAUGCGAGCUGGAUGGCAGCUGGGGUCGCCGUCCGAAUGACACGCAGAACAACACGAACGGCUGGACGGACUAUCAGCCCUGCUUCAAGCCGGAAGUGAACGACAUGCUGCAGCGUGUGGAUGAUAUUGAUGUCUUCUUGGACAUCGCACGACGCACGCGCACGCUGGAGAUUGUUGGACUCAUAUUGUCGCUGAUCGCCCUGAUACUCUCGCUCAUUAUAUUCUGCAAAUUCUCUUCACUACGAAAUAAUCGCACGAAAAUUCACAAGAAUCUCUUCAUCGCAAUGGUCUGUCAAGUGAUCAUACGACUGACACUGUAUCUUGAUCAGGCGUUUCGGCGUGGCAGUCAACCGGCCACGUCGAAUACGAGCACAGCGGGAAUUGAAAACACGCCCUACCUCUGCGAGGCUUCCUAUGUGCUCCUAGAGUACGCUCGCACCGCCAUGUUCAUGUGGAUGUUCAUCGAGGGUCUGUACCUGCACAAUAUGGUGACGGUAGCCGUGUUUCAAGGUCGGUUUCCGCAUAAGAUUUUCUCUCUACUCGGCUGGGGUCUGCCCGUACUAAUGACCACCGUCUGGGCCAUAUGUACAGCGAUGUAUACGGACAGCGCACACGACUGUCUAUGGAACUACAAUUUGACGCCGUACUAUUGGAUACUGGAAGGACCACGUUUCAUUGUCAUAUCGCUCAACUUCUUCUUCCUGAUGAACAUCAUACGCGUGCUGGUGAUGAAAUUACGCCAGAGUCAAGCCAGCGAUAUCGAACAGACGCGCAAAGCGGUACGCGCCGCCAUUGUCCUGCUGCCGCUGUUGGGCAUCACAAAUCUACUGUACCAAGUACCUGCAUUGAACCUGAAACCACCAUGGAAAUUCGCCAUGUGGUCCUACGUGACGCAUUUCUUAACCUCAUUUCAGGGAUUUUUCAUUGCCUUGAUAUAUUGCUUCCUAAAUGGUGAGGUGCGCACCGUUCUACUGAAAAGCCUCGCCGUCUACAUGUCCGUACGCGGCCACCCCGAAUGGGUGCCCAAACGUGCCUCUAUGUUCUCUGGCGCCUACAACACUGCACCCGACACCGAGGGCCAAGGCGGUGGCACGCCGCAGGAUGGCAAAAGAAACGAUCAAUCGCCCACCACACGCCGCCUGAAUGGUCGCCGCUACAGCGCCGCCAACACCGUGCACAUACCGGCGCGACGUCUCUCCAGCGGCAGCACCUACCGCCAGCAGCGACGCGUCAGCAAUCACAAUAACAACAACAACAUUGGCAUACACAACACUCGCGCUCAGAGCAACACUGGCAGCGGCAGCAGCAGCAGCACCGGCGGCAGCUGGCUUUUGACGCUGUGCUUUGGCGGCCAAAAGGUACUAAGAGUACCGCCAGCGUCAACCGUACCACCCGAAACAAAUGUGUGAUGUCUAGCAAAAAAAUGCCUACACAAAUAUUUAUGACGACAAAACGAAAGGCAGCAACGAUUUACGCCACUGAAGUGGGGCGUCAGUGAGCCGGAAACGGAGCGUCUCGCGCUGGAAGCCCGCUAGCGCAUGUGUUUUUUAGUCUAAUUAACUAAUUUAACUAAAAUUAUAUAACUUAAGCAAACAGUUAAACUAAGGAAUUGAGCAACCGCUGAGAGUUUACUAGCUUAUGAAGAUUGACGAGGAAAGCAGCGCGUAUUAGCUGCAAACGGCGCAAUCGGUGAGCCGGCAAAGUAGAUGAAUUCAAUUAGAUUCGGAAAAGUAAAAUUUUGUAGCUCUAAGCAUAUGUUAGCUAUUGUUAGACGCUUCCAGUUUGCGGCCAGUGACUGUACUGCUACAGCACAAACAUAUUUUAUACUUCUUUUUGUACAUAAGCCGUUAGCUUUUACUGUAAACAUUGUAACUAAAAUGAGUAAAAAUCUUUCGAAUAGUCUUGCUCGGCUCGAAAACUCAACUGAAGGCUCCUAUAUAGUAUUAAUAAUAAUAAAAAUAAGUGUUUCACAAUACUAAAUACUGCUCUAACGGUACCAACUACAGUUAGAAUUUACUAUACUACAAGUGAUUGCUGCUCAAAAAUUGUGUUUUAAUUUUUUGUUAAAAGCUUUCCGUUAGAAGAAGAAAAAGCAUGGGUUCGAGCGCCUAAAAGUAGGCGGUACUAAGCAUGUAUGUAGUAAACGUUUAGCCUACCUCUAGGCGUAUCUUUUGUUAAAACAGCUUUCACUAAUUUAAAAUACUCGAGUUAGAAACACAAUACAAACUAAACUACACUCAGCUCAAAAUCAAAAUGUAAAACUGGAAUAUAUUAUAAUACUAAAAACGCCAAAAAUUAUAAGAGAUUUGAGAUUUAGUAUAUAUAUGUAUGUAUAUAGAUAUAUAUAAUGUGGAACACAAAUAUUUUAACUAUAGAUACACCUUACACGCCCACAGGGCACAGUAACACUAGAGUUUAAUCAAAUUAUAUUUACAAAAGAAUAUUGCAACUAAUGAAAUGUAAAAUGUAUAGAUAUACUAUAUAUAGAAACAGAGAGAGAGAGAGAAAGAGAGUGGAAAACGAGUCCGCAAAUAUAUUUACAAGAUAUUCACAUACAAAAGAAUGCAUAGCAGAAUUUUCAAAACAAAAAUAAAAUAAAAAUAAAAUCAAACUAACCGCAACGUUGGCGCAUAAAACCAGAAGUAGCACGAUAAGGCAUAUACGACACAAAAGCAUAUCAUCACCUAAAAUGCAAAAUAACGUAACAUCACUUUUCAUAAGUUUACAGGCGAACGAAAAACGUUAGAAUAGAAACCACUAAUAUUGAAACAAUAUUCGAGUUUUGGUUAUAAAGUGGUUAUAUAUUGGUUAUAAAAUGGUUAUGUAUUGGUUAUAAAAUGGUUAUGUAUUUGUUAUAUAUUGGUUAUAAAAUGCUUAUAUAUUGGUUAUCAUAGACUCAUAUUGUAACAAAAUUUUAGUUUUCGUUAUAAAGUGGUUAUGUAUUGGUUAUUAUAUCGGAAAACGAUUUUAAAUUUUUUUUUGGAUGAUACGUUGUUUUGCAUUUUUGGUGACAAUAUACAGAGUGACUAACAGCGUUUCAUUUGAAUCGGCGAAUUAUUAUUGUACUAAAGCGCAAGUAAUAUUUUAUGUAAGCUGACGAAAAUAUUUACUUUUUUUUACCGUAAACAUUUUUGUUAAUCAUUAUUCCCUCGGGUUGCUAACUUUUGUGUAAUGAACAUAUUAUGUAACUAAUUGUAUAUAAAUUUCUACAAAUAAGUUCGUAUUUGGGUAACACGAAUGAACAAGAAUUUUAUUUUAAUUAUUCAAUAAAUGUUGCAUUUUUUCUAGAAAAUGUUUUUUGAUGUGGCCA